AUGGACGAUGUGCAUUCAAACGGUGGUGGAUCUAAACAUAUAGCCGAGUACUUCGCCGUUUGUGGCCUUUCUGAGAGGCCAGCUCCUUUUAAUGUCUCGGAAAUUCUGCUUAAUAGUGAAGAGAUUGUGCUCUCGGAAUCAAAGUGUUUGGAUUUUUCUCGGUACACGACUCCUAUCAUUGAUAUCCAGUUGGUUAACAUGAGUCAGAAGGAGCAUCCUCCUGAUGGUUACCAACUGAUCGACAAAUCAAUCGGUGGUUCGACUGGUUGCUUCUUACAAAGCCGUUCUGGUGAUGAUUUGUGUAUUUGUUAUCGUCGUGGAUAUGACAUUCCACCAAUUGGUGAUAUUGGACUUGUGGACACCGAUCAGAGAUUAAAGCCAAACUCGUCAAAUAUCACUCAUACCAUUGAUCAUCGUCCGGCAGUCAUUAUGAAAAAGCGUUUUUUGCCUACCUCAAAUAUGUAUCUGUCGUACAGUCGGCUACAUAAAAACUACGGCGUUGAUGAGCUGGCACUUACAGAUAUCUGUGUAGUAUUGAAGAAGAAAGGAGAACGUUGUCCAUUGGGGUACAAGGAGCUACCCCAAAAGUUAAUUCAUUCAUUGAUGGCAGACGAUAUGUAUAUCUGCUACAAAAAGUCCUUCGUAAAGCGGUACAUCGCAACCUACCAACCGGAGGUGCUUAUGUGGUACCACGUUCCCUCUGCUUCCUCCUCUCCCUCCAUGGCAACAGAUGAAAUGGCGAAUCAGCCUAUAUUUAACACGGUGGACAUUGCUACUCUAUCCAACUUUUGCCUACCUUGGGGUGCAGCCAUCGAGUCCUGGUCGGUCGACCAAAAUCCUCCUGGAUCCGUUUUUUUCACCUUCGUCGUCACCAACGCCGCCUAUAAAAAGUUUCACGGAUCAGCACUGACCUUCUACGAGCCUUACGAUGUGUCGCAGCUGGACCGAGAUCGGUGCUACCGGCUGAAUGUGGACCCAGAGCUUGUGCGAAUGGAGGAGGCAGAGGAAGAAGCGGAAGGGGGAGGGCGGCAACAGGCGGCAAUGGUAGUAAGGGAGGCGGAGGCGGAGGCGGAGCUUUUUACGCAAGAAGAGCUGCUGAGCAUCGAGCAGCGUCAGGGCGUUUUCGCCUCUUCUCGCAUCGGUGACCGCGUGCUCGGCGUCACCAAGACUCUUUGCCUCGUCUCACGAUUCAAUUUCGGCAACGGGCUUAAACCCUUCCUUGAUUUCCUUCACUUCCGCUGUUUCAGUUCUAAGGACCAGUCGAUUCCUCUCGAAAGAGCUCGGAACCAUGGUCUCCUUGCUCCGAGGCCCUACAAACUGUCGGCUGGACCUGGUGUGGUUCCAGCUUGUCUGCUUGACGAGUGCGACAUGGGUUUUAAGAUAGCAGGGAUUUCUUAUCGAGUGGUGUGUGUGUGUGUGUGUGUGACAUUUGAAGAAGGCGCAGUGGCGGAACUUGUUGGUGAGGCGUGUUUUGAACAACUUGGUUGUGGUGCUGAAGCCGAGGCAACAAUUGCUACUGUGAUCUAUCUCCUCGACUCGAUGCAGCAGUGUGGGCGGACGGUGUGCAAGACAAACUUCUUUCCUUUUCAGAAAUACCUAGCAUUUAUUCUCUGCGAAAUUCCCUUUCCUGAUCGCCGGUCUCCCAACAUCACUGUCGAUCUUGAUGACUACCAUAUGCGGCUACAAAUUCCUUAUGGGAACCACCUUUCCAGUUCGGGUGAGCCCUUUGCCCACCUACUGCAUCGCCUCGGCUCAGAGUUGACACUGCAGCUAAUGGUGCAGCUUCUCACCGAGCAGAAACUCCUCUUCGUCUCCGUCAUGCCUGACCUCCUCGUGGACACCAUUCAGCAGCUCAUCACACUAAUCCAUCCACUGCGCUGGGUGCUGGUGUACAUUCCACUCAUCCACAUGCGGUGCAUCCACGUAAUUCAGUCACCUUCGCCUUAUCUCAUUGGGGUGGACUCGCGCUUUUUCGAGUUCUUCCAGCUGCCCUCGGCGGAGGCGGAUAUCAGCGUGGUGGACCUAGACACGCGCCAAUUUCGUCCCGCUACUACCACUGUCGCGGGCGUCCGCAUUGUGCUGCCCCGCGGGCCACAGAAGCGCCUGCGCACUGCCCUAAUCCGCAACGAGGAGCGCUUGGCCGAGCUUGACUUGCGCAUGCACCAAGAGGCUAAAAUUGGUGUCCGAGUCCAAGAGAAAUACAAAAGCCACCUGUCCCUUCUGGGCGCAAAUGUACGUCGAGCGUGCUACACUUUCAUGACGGAGUUGUUGCAGGACUACCGCAAAUUUCUUUUACCUGUCAUCUUCAAAGACAGGGAACUCCUCUUCGACUCUGAGGGGUUUGUGAAGCACACGGCGGAUCGCGCAUCAAAUGCCUUUUACGCGACGCUGGUGGGGACACAGUUGUGGGCGGAUUUUGUACGGGAUCUCAACUGCAUCAGCGAGCGCACUGCUGAGCUGGAAGCCUUCGAUAACGCCAUCGCCCAUCUUAGCCUCACUCGCUACCAAUCAAAGACGAAAGGCGGCAGUAGCCGUGGAAUCGGUGGCAGCGGUGAUAUCGAAGGAGGUGGAGGCGGUGAGACGUGUUCUCAGGUCUCCAGCGGCUCGGGUGGCGACGCUGGCAGCGCUGCCUCCGCACCUCUUAACGGUUUCUCCGCUUCUCCCAGGGACAGCCUCAGUGGUACCGAUGGCAGCAGUCUCAGUGGCCGCCCUUUGCCUCCUAGUGAGUGUCCUAGAAUAAUCGGGUCACCAUCAGGCUUGCUUGAACUGGAUCCACUGUGCUCAGAUCUGCCGUUAAAUGACUUUACCUGGACUCGGCGGGAUCAUUUCCCCGAGACUGUCAAUACGUCCUUGUUGGACGAACUUUGCACUCGUCUUCGGCAUAAUGGUGCUACUGCUGCUGCUACUAUCCCGUCGAGGACGAUGGUGACAAAAAUGGAGACAGGGGAGGAAGAGUUGAUAUUCCGCCUCGUUGACGAUACUGACGUGAUGUUAGGCGAUGGCGAGGACUUUUGUCCCUCAUUGCACCACACCCCUCCUCCCCUCCCUUUCGUUCACGGUAAUGGGGUCCCAAAGGCUUUGGGUGUGGCGCAGCUGAAUUCCCUACUCAAGCGUACCCUGCAGGAGACUACGGACUGCCUCAUUGCCGCGACAAAACGGCGCAAUGCGGGCGGCGUGGCGUGGGCGGGGCAGUUGCUGUCGGAGGUCUACUCGCUUUGGUUCCUUCUCCUGCCCGCCUUCAUCGCCUCUCUACAACAACACUGUGGUAGGGGCAACAAUGGCGACGGUAUCUGUCUGGAGGCUCGGCACUUCCUCUUUCACGUCGUAGACGUCUUCUUGCGUCUUUGGGACUCACCACUCCAACCCGUUGAUCAGGUCUAUGUGCGCGUGCUAAUUGCGUUGCUUUAUGAAUACGGCACCUCAGAUCAGGGCGUGGUCAGCUUCUGGAGCAGCCGACCCUUGAAUGCACCCUCCUACGCUAUGGCUAAUCAGCUGCAACGCGAUCUUGGCCACAAGUUGACUUCAUCUGAAAGUGCAGAAGAUGGUGCUGAGUCAGGCAUAGGUAUAUCAACAACUUUAUCCAGAGAAGUGGCUGAUCCACCGUGCUUAGUUCCACAGGCUCUAUCGACGCCUAUUCAGAAUUGUGAUGCCUCCUCUCCACGCCAUCCAUGCGAGAGCCAACCGUCUUUCAGCAUCGGAGACGAUGAAGGAGACGGCGGUGAUAAUGGCGAUGGUGACGGUCCUAGCAAAAGCAGUAGCAAUUUUAACCUUGGCAAUAGCCAACUAGUUGGAUCUAUGGACAGAAUUUCCAUCGGCGAUGGCAACCGAAAGACAUCCGGCUUACUCGAGCCCGUGGAACAGGCUCAUUUCUCUAAAAAAGGCUGGAAGUCGUUUGCACAGGCGUCAAUGCGGAAACUGGCCUCCUUUAGGGUAGAAUACGUGAAUCCGGAUGUAAUCACCUUGGAGCAGUCACCGUCGACGUCACCAUCGCCACAGCCGUCGCAACACUUGCGCAGUCGCAGCGUGAGCACCACUGCCAACAAGUCCAUUGGCUAUUUUAGCCUCUUUGGUCAACCAGGUAACGGAACGAGGCUGCCUCGCAACAUGCGGCCUUGGGCCGUCGCCCCCAUCUCCGCCUCCGUCUCCUCCAUCACCACCGCCGCUUCUGGUACUGUUUCUGUGCCCGUCAACUCCAGUGUCUCUGCUGAUGAGGCUUUGAGGCAGGGUGCAGAUGCAACGCAGAUGUCACUGCAAUCCUCGACGUCCUCGUCGUUAUGGUUCCAGCUGCUGCAGCGCCACCUAUCGGUCUCUGCGAUGUCUCCAACGCCCUCUCGACGCGCUGAAACUAGCGACACGCCGCGCGGUUCCAUCACCUCCAAUGAGGAGGGCGUCGUAAACACCACUGUAGCCGCAUCUCCCCUCGCGUUCUCCUUCGACUCCCAGCUUGCUGUGCUGUCCUACCAGCCAACCUCGUGGUACACCAUAGCAGGGCCGCUGGCGGUAGGAUCAGUGGGGGAUCGUGUGUGCCUGGCAAACCCACUAGUGAUGAAACUAUCACCAUCAUCACUCCAGUCCUCCGCUACCGCUCCCGCCUACGCUGCCAUGCGGCGGCAUCGUUCGCGCUCCUCCUCACUUGUAAGAGCACGUCGUGAUGUUGGUCUUAAGCAUUCGCCCUCAGCGUCCUUUCCCCUUCUCAGUCUCACAUCGGAGGAGUUGGUGCAGGCUCUUGCACGCUCAGAAUCACCGAGGUCCUCGAAACCACCGCCAGCGCUACGGAGACCUCCCUCUACGACGACGAGGCCAUCUACAGGGCCUGUGACAGUGUCGCGAGUGCAGGAGCUGCGAGUCAUUUUCAAUACCUGCACGCCAUGUGCAUCCUGCUCACGUCUCUUCUACGACGAGGAGAUAAUGGCGAUGUGGGUGGCAGCGGGUGACCCACCGUACACCGGUCUCUCCUGCAGCAGUUGCCGCCAUUCCCUCAUGCCCAGGCUCAUAGUGCGCACCAUUGCCAUCCUCGAGAUCACUCCUUCCACCAACGCUGCCACGACUCCUCUUUCGCACGGCCUCAUUGAACUGUCGGUUCCUUUCCUCAGCCCUCUGGUCCUGCGCCGUCAGCUGGAGGCGGUGGUCGAUAGCGGCGUUGGAGGUGGAAGUGGGAGCAGCAAAGGCUGCACAGAGAGCAUGGCGGUGCAGGCGCUGUCAUCGGCCGGUCUGCUGGGUCACCGACGCGGCAGGGUGUUGCUGUGGAACCUAGUAUACCUGCUUCAUCGCGCUGGCCUGCCCACCCAUCUGCUCGAUGCUUACCCAGCCUGGCUUAUGGAUGCCCAGGCCGAGGCGCGUCGGUUGGGCGGUGGACGGCGGGUCCUCCUCGGUGGCUCGCUCACCAUCGCCCGCGCUCUUUCGGAGGUGACUUUGAGUCCCGACUUGCCGGUGUGUCUGGUGGCGAGGUGGGUAGCUUUUCCGCGCAAGACUGCUGCUGGCAAGGAAGCGCCGAUGCUCUACCGUCUGUGGGAUAAUACUCACCCCGCCUGCUGCCUGAGUCCGUCGAGUAGUGUGGCGGAUUUGACAGCACCGCCAGGCAGAGGGGAGGAGCGGCAGGAGUGCGCGCUGGAGGAGAUCGUGCAAAUGGCAGGCGACGCACUGACUUAUGAGAAUGUCGGUGGGGCCAUUUCCGCUGUUCGCUCUCUCAAACGCACCGCCAUCCAAUCCGUCCACCGCGAGCUGCUCCUCCUCUAUGCACGCAUCCAUGGCACUUCUUGGCAACAACUCAACAAAUUCGACGCUGGAUACAUCGCUUACUUGUUAGAUGAGAUGCAACAAGCGGGUGUUCAACAGCAGGAGCAGCUGCAGCGGUGGCGCGCAAACGACGAAAUGCCUCCCUCAGCUACUGCGCUGGCUUGUCGAUGCAUCUUCAGAAACCUCACACUCACUUAG
Messenger RNA from Echinococcus granulosus, 5934 nucleotides. Its product is annotated as DENN domain-containing protein 4B. NCBI's taxonomy places the organism in Eukaryota, Metazoa, Platyhelminthes, Cestoda, Cyclophyllidea, Taeniidae. Gene Ontology annotation, cellular component: cytoplasmic vesicle. The coding region runs from base 1 to 5934 and encodes 1977 amino acids. The record is from RefSeq and is a predicted model, not a curated record. The transcript has 26 exons. Gene Ontology annotation, biological process: regulation of Rab protein signal transduction.